Messenger RNA from Limanda limanda (common dab), 1025 nucleotides. RefSeq names its product bolA family member 1 (gene bola1). The record is from RefSeq and is a predicted model, not a curated record. The coding region runs from base 89 to 541 and encodes 150 amino acids. The transcript has 2 exons. Gene Ontology annotation, cellular component: mitochondrion. NCBI's taxonomy places the organism in Eukaryota, Metazoa, Chordata, Actinopteri, Pleuronectiformes, Pleuronectidae.
CGCGCUUCACAACAUUCAUCCUGGAUCACUCGACACACGCUUCGAAGCCUCGACACGUCACUAGGUGGUCUCCAGCCACAUCCUCUUGAUGCUGCCCAGUGUCCUCCGCUGUGCUCGCUCUGCCUCCACCCGUCUCGCCUUGCACCGGCCUCUGGCCCACUUCAGACCCCACAUGGCCCCGGACCCCAGCCGGCCCGUGGAGAGCUCUAUCAGAACCAAACUAACCGACGCACUACAGCCCGACCACCUGGAAGUCCACAAUGAGAGCCACAUGCACGCCGUGCCCCCCGGCUCGGAAUCCCACUUCCGUGUGCUGGUGGUCAGCUCCCAGUUCGAGGGUCUGCCGCUGAUAAAGCGCCACCGUCUGGUCAAUGAGGCCCUGAAGGAGGAGUUGAGUACCUGUGUUCAUGCACUGGCCAUACAGACAAAGACCCCUGAGCAGUGGGGAAGUAACCCCAACCUGGCCAAGAGUCCGCCCUGCAUGGGGGGAUCGAGGGGAGACCCCACGGUGGAGGAGAAGCUGAAGGCCGGACGAGACUGAUGGGUUGGACAAUGUGAAGAAUGCAGCAAGAGGGGGACAUAGAUUAGUAAUAACCCCUCUUGUCCUAAUGGUAGUCGCAUAUUUCAUUGCAAAAUAAAUCGUGUGAACACUUAUUUUAACUAUUUGUUUGCAAUUGUAUAUGAUGUAAAGUUUGCAAUAUCAAUAAGUGCCACAAGAACAACAACACUUAAAUAAAAUACUAUGACUUUAUGGGAACUUGCCCUUGCAGAGUUUACACUAAACAUAUUUUUGGAGUAAAAGACUAAUAUCACUGACAGGAAUGAGUCUAUUGCCUAAACAGGUCUGACAUUUAGAUCCUAGGUCUUUGUUCUGUGGUUUGUCUGUUUAGUGUCUCAAACCAAAAGUCAGAGGGCAAAGGUCAAAUUUCCUCAGUCAUGCAAGAACAAGAAUCCUCUGGAAGUUGUGAAUACAUUUCUGAAAUCUGUGAUUUGAAGGGUUUAAAUAAAACUGUUUAACCAGGUAA